GAAUUGCAACAUCAAGCCAAGCGACUGUCAUCGGAGAACACAGCUGGCCAGAGAAGAGAUUUCAUCAGACAGAUCUUCGUCUUGGGCGUGGAGUCUGCUAUUUCACAUCCACAAGAAAAAACUAACAGUACAAAAUAUCCAAACUGUAAAAUUAAUCUGCUUUAAGUUGGAAAGUUUUUUUGGGGGAAAACAUAACCCACAAGAACACCAUGUCGGAUUCGUACCGGAGAAAAACGGCUGCAUUGCGAUUGUGUUUUCAUCUUAUUGUCAUAAUUGAAGUGGGUGCCGAAACGCAUUACCACCCAACGCUGACUGUCUCAGUGCCACACAUGUCCUACAUAUGCCCGGAAGGCGCCAACGUCACCAUGCAGUGCGUGGCGGCAGGGACGACCAGGUACGCCGGGGACCAAGUCAGGUUCGGCUGGCUCUUCACCGCUCACCAGGACCAGCGAUGCCAAGACGACACCCGCCCCAGAAUUCCCCACUCCAAGAACCACUCGCACGCUCACGCCGAGGGGGUGCACUACCAGUCCACCAGAGGCGUUUCCUGGAUCACCCUGGUGAACGUGGCGCACGCCGACCAGGGCCGAUACUGCUGCGUGGCGCUGGACAUCCACAGGGAGGCGCACCGCGCCACUGUGGAGCAGAAACCCCACAACCACGUCCUGCUGACCGUCACACCCCGUCGACCUGGAAAUACAAACUGCACUGUGAUAGACCACAAGCCUCCUGAAGGGUCUGUGGCGGCAGGGCUGGCGACAGCAGGGUGCAUCAUGGGUAUUCUCUCAUUGCCGCUCAUCUUACUGCUAGUGUACAAGCAGAGACAGACUGCCCAGUCCAACAGACGUGCACACGAGCUGGUGAGAAUGGACAGUGAGGCACAAGGUCACGAGAACCCUGUGUUUUUGGGGGGGUCACCCCAGAAUAAGACGCGAACCGUGUCCCAGAUCAUGACCAGACAGUCGUCGGAGACAGGGCGCCACCUGCUGUCCGAGCCCAACACCCCCCUCUCUCCCCCUGUCCACGGAGACGUCUUUUUCCCAUCACAAGGCAAGGCACCGACGCGCUAAACGCUCUGACGCACUGCCAGUGUGAGACACACGCGUGCACCGACGUUUCCCACACAAAGGCUUUACCUGGGCGGGCCACGCGGGUUUUUUAACAGCCGCGCGCCUUCGACGAGGUGAACGUUUGCGAAUGCUCGCUAACGUAUUCAGACUUUUUUUCCGUUAGCUUAUCUUCGCCGCGAACUGUCGCUAAGGUUAGCUAAGGUUCUGACGUGGUUGAAGGACGGAAUUGCCUUUGACUCGGUCCGCAGAAUUUAAGAUGAAGCGUUUUAACGUUUACCACACUGAACUACCCAGCAUUCGUUUUGACACAAACCAGUCGCAACAACCAAUCAAAACAAAUAAAUAUGGCUAACAGUUGCUCUUAAACCUUUCUAACUGCAUUAACCAUGGAGAAAAUUACUACAGAUCAGUGCAUGCAGACCGUUUGUUUUUCAUUGUAGUGAAGCAUUGAAUAACUAAUAGACCGUGUUUUUGGUUUUUGGGUCAUCCCCUCCCCCAGGCAGACUACCACAAGUAUAUUUCAGAUCUGUGGGAAAACAACACAGGCACACACAGAAACAUGCAAAAACACACAUACACACACACACACACACACACACGUGUGAGCAUACACAAAUACUUAUUCAGUGACUGCUAGCUGUCCACAUUCAUCCUCUCUUGACUGUACAUUCCACAUUGGGAUAGCUGCUUUCUGUCUGAUCCCACAUUCCCAGUCUACAACUUCCUGUCUGUGUUGCACUCCAAGCAUGAAACGCUCAGCACCUUAGACACACACACACACACGCACGCACGCACACACACACAGGCACACACACACA
Anguilla rostrata (American eel) is the source of this 1888-nucleotide messenger RNA. It is a transcript of the gene vsir, whose product is annotated as V-set immunoregulatory receptor. NCBI's taxonomy places the organism in Eukaryota, Metazoa, Chordata, Actinopteri, Anguilliformes, Anguillidae. Gene Ontology annotation, biological process: regulation of immune response; negative regulation of alpha-beta T cell activation. The record is from RefSeq and is a predicted model, not a curated record. Gene Ontology annotation, cellular component: plasma membrane. Bases 210 to 1070 code for a protein of 286 amino acids. The transcript has 6 exons.